Molecule: messenger RNA, 1315 nt
Organism: Seminavis robusta
Lineage: Eukaryota; Bacillariophyta; Bacillariophyceae; Naviculales; Naviculaceae
Source: the annotation of a GenBank genome assembly
CGUAAAUUGGUGAUAGUGAGCUGGCGCAGGUCACGGAGCAGAGCUGUAACGGUGCAACAUCUGAUGAUGAGGGUUCUGGAUUCUGGUUCUUGGCUCGCCCCAACGUUGCCAACACGAGUCGGUGGGUCAAACUCUUCACACAUCGACGAUUCAUUCAUUCGAUCGUCGAACUAGUAGCAUUGCCGCACGGUACCAUGACAAAGGGUUUUCUCUUCUGGAUUGUGCUUUUGCAAAGCUUCAGAGGGGCGUAUUGUCUGUUCGACUCUUUCUUCGGCAUCGGUGGUAGCACGGCGGGUCCUUGUGAGUCAGCCGGAAACAGCGAGGACAAGCUUGCCUGCCAAAUUGAUCUGAUUUAUCAGAGGGUUGCUUUGGCGGAUGGUUCCAAUGGCGAUCAGGGGCAAUCUUCUUAUUCGAGGUCGAAUGAUAUUGAACAGGGCAAACGGGCGCUGGACUGCGUGGCGGCCAUCGCCGGUCUUGACCUCGAGCAGCAAUUUGGUCGUAUUCGCGUUGCAAAGAAUUUGGUAAUGGAUCUGGUUCACGAAAACUACUUUGCAUCCUUGAAUCGAGACGACGAACGAGUGGACAGGAUCUGUCAAGUAUCUGAGCGAAGGCUCAACCUGAAAAAACAGCUCCUCCAGUCACAGGCAUCGUCGAGCAGCCAGAACACUGAUCCGGGCUCGCAUCGUCUGAGGCGUCGGCUCGGGGAUCCUGCUGUUCCCAUAUACCCCGCUAAAGUGUCAGUUCCGUAUCAAGUGUGGGUUGAUCGGUAUGUAAGUACCUACCUCCAGCCGUCGAGAUCAGGUGAUUCUACUACUAGAGAAAAGGACACGGAAGAACGCGCCGAUCUUGACCAAGUCACGACGUUGAUUCUAGAUCCCUUGAUCGAGGUCCGACAAAAUUCUGUAGACUCGGGCCUUUCGGUGGCCCGUGACGUUGUCGAAAUUAUCUGCUCUAUCCUCGGUUCAGUCGAGCUGGGUUUUGAUCCUGGUGACGCCUGCCGCAUUAUUUCGACAAGCAUACAACUCUCCAUAACUGUGAACGACGUUGCAAUGACGAGCUUGGAGAACGAGCUAUCCGAGGUCAACAUUCACAAUGUGCUCAUUGACAGCGCAGAAAUUGAAGCGGCCCACGAGAACACUCGCACUCUUGUAAGGGAUUUGACCCGAUGAGCGUUUAUUUGUGUUGAUGCCGGUGGUAGUGGUGGCGCUACCCGUACUGCAGCAUAGGUUGUUGCUCUAGAAUCCCAGUUAUCAUCAACGUUUCCUAGCUGCAGCUGACUCGUACUCUAUAGAGAUACAUUUAGUUUCCACUACUC